Messenger RNA from Sordaria macrospora k-hell, 1284 nucleotides. RefSeq lists its product as uncharacterized. Gene Ontology annotation, biological process: mRNA splicing, via spliceosome. NCBI's taxonomy places the organism in Eukaryota, Fungi, Ascomycota, Sordariomycetes, Sordariales, Sordariaceae. Gene Ontology annotation, cellular component: spliceosomal complex. The record is from RefSeq and is a predicted model, not a curated record.
AUGGACGACACCUCUGCGCCCCCACCAGAAUCGACCACCGCGCCAACAGCAGAACCCGCCGCUGCUGCACCACCUCCAGUUUUCUUCCGUGCCGGCAAGAAGAAGAGAGCCUUCCGUCAGCGAGCCGAUGAGACGGACGCGGAGCCAACAGUGCAGACAGAUUCAUCGGCGACCAUCAAUACCAGCAACGAUUCGACAGCCACAGGCCAGGCUGCUACUUCAUCAACCGAGCCGGCAGUUUCUGGGACAGUUGCCACGACGACGACUACAACGAUAACAGCAGCAGCGAAACGCGAUGAAGAUGUUAAAGAAGGCGGCGGUCUGUCCGUAGCGGAAGUGCUACGGCUUCGGAACGCGAAGAAACACAGACUAGGCGGCGUCGCCUUCCGAGCUGGUGACGAGUCCAGCCCGACACCGCAGAAUGCCGAGCAAGCGAUGGUUCUACACGACGGCGCCGGAAAUGGAGGAGGAGAAGUGCAAAAGGCUGCGAUUCUCGGAGGAGUCGCCGAGCGCUUUGCGCCGCAGACCGGUAUGGUCGGCGAGCUAGUCAACAAACACAUGGAGGAAUACAUAGAAUCCGAGCUGGCUAGACGAAAGCGGCUCGCCGCAGAACACCGGGCACAGCAAGAAGGAGGACAGAACGGCGGCGGCAGCAGCAGCAGUAAUGCGACGACGACUGGCAUGACGAAUCUCCUUGCGGCCGAUCCGACGCUGAGCAUGGGCGGCGGAAAGGUCGAGUCUCAGCGAGCUCUCCAUGGCAAGCUGAUGGAGAUCGAUCUCGGCGAGGAAGCGCGCGCUCGCAAUAUUGCGGAGACGGAACGCGCGAGACGCCGGCUCGAAGGCCAGAUCCUGGAGGAGGAAGAGGAUGCGGAUGGGCGUCGCAAGAAGGUCCGCCUUGGCCCUGACGGAAAGCCGUGGCGGUCGAGGAAUCGCAGGGAUAGCGACGCCCUGAAGCGGGAUCAGCAAGUGGAGGAGUUUCUACGCGAGAACAGACUGGACGUUUACGACGUGCCCUCCGACCAGCCCGAAUAUGCCACCAACAUGGACGACGACGAGAUGGCCGCCGACGAUCGCAUUGCCGAAGAGUUCCGGCGCGACUUCAUGGACGCCAUGUCGCAGAGACACCGGCGCAGAAGACCGGCUGUCAACGCCACCGCCAGGCCUUCGGCCAGGAACCAGGACGCCGAGAUCCUCAAGGGUCCCAAGCUGGGCGGUAGUCGCAAUGCCAGAGCGGCUAUGCGGGAGAAGUUGCUCAGGGAGCAGGAGCAGUCGAAGAGGCGCUGA